CUUGUUGUCGUCGUCAGCACCACUGCAAAGAUGGCAUUUCCCAUUUGUGUGCUCUUCCUCCUUUGUGGGAUCAGCGGGCUGUUGGCUCAGCCUUGGCCUCGCAGAGGUGGUCCCUGUCCUGAGGGCUGGACUCAGUUAAACGAUCACUGUUACAUCUACCAAGAUUAUCCCAGGACCUUUGCAGAUUCACAGAGGGUCUGCACCGUUCUUCAUGCGAAUCUGGUGUCCAUCAGCAGUCGAGUGGAAAACGCGAUCGUUCUUCAAAUGAUUCGAGAUACUAACAAUGGUGACAUCAUAGACACCUGGACCGGACUCCAUGACACCAUCGAGGAGAAUCACUUCAUUUGGACCGAUGGCACACCCUUGGUCUUUGAUGACUUCGCCCGUGGAGACCCUAACAGCCUGGGUGGGAAUGAAGACUGCGUGGACAUUGAGGGAGAUGAUGCAUUGUGGCACGAUAACCCUUGCGAGGACGAAAACCCGUUUAUUUGUAUCCGAGAUGUGAAAGCUGAACGCAAGCACUGAUCAUACAAGUGGGUGGGGUCCGCAGACCAGCGCUUGCAAGUGUGACGGUGAAAGACGGAGAAGCAAGCUCACUACGACAACAUUUUGCAGUGAAUUGGUAUUUUAUCGGACAUCAGGGUGUUUUUUACUGUUGGUCGGCUUCACGUGUCGCUGUGUUGUGCAGUGUUGUGUUGUUUUGCUUGUCUGAGAUGGAUAAAGGAUUUGGGAAUCACAAUAUGAGCUAUGGACUGUAAAACACUGAACAUAAAAAGCAUGUGAACUUCACUCCUUGUAUACAUGUACGU
This is a messenger RNA of Dunckerocampus dactyliophorus (ringed pipefish), 809 nucleotides long. Its product is annotated as alpha-N-acetylgalactosamine-specific lectin-like. Bases 31 to 525 code for a protein of 164 amino acids. NCBI's taxonomy places the organism in Eukaryota, Metazoa, Chordata, Actinopteri, Syngnathiformes, Syngnathidae. The transcript is spliced from 7 exons. The record is from RefSeq and is a predicted model, not a curated record. Gene Ontology annotation, molecular function: signaling receptor activity.